UCACCCCUCACGCAUCUUAUGAAGAAAUCCUCAAUGAAAUUAAAAGUAAUUUAUCACCAAUAAAUGAUGCUCACCUACGACCAGCGGAUGCAGGCAAGAAUAGUAGCUUGACAAAGCAAACGGAAACAGCAUUGUUUUAUGCUAGCGCUAGCUGCUACCAAAAAGUAACUGUCCGGUUAUGGAAAGACGAGAACUGUCUGUCAACUCGCAGAGGAUCGCCCCUUCGUAUUCGCAAAAAAUAUUCGUGUGGAUUCCCUCCCAGAGCGAUAAUAUGCUGA
Molecule: messenger RNA, 278 nt
Organism: Ambispora gerdemannii
Lineage: Eukaryota; Fungi; Glomeromycota; Glomeromycetes; Archaeosporales; Ambisporaceae
Source: the annotation of a GenBank genome assembly